AUGGAGUUGUUUGAUAGGGAGCUAGGGAUGACUAAUGCCUUACUUGAGUUCAUCUCUGUUUGUACCCCAAAUGCAGGAAAGAUGGACGUGUGGAGGUGGAAGAAGACCAAGAGUGGAGAGCUGUCAACCAAAUCAGUGUAUGAAGUGUUGAUGCAGAAUAGAAAUCUAACGGCUCCAGUUCUACACUCAAAUGCGAUGAUGGCAAAGGUUUGGAGUGCACCGACCCCACACAAGGUGAGAGUGACAGCAUGGCGGUGUCUGAAAAAUCGGCUAGCGACAUACGGCAAUCUUGUAAAGAGGAGAGUGCAGCUGGCGGACGUUGAGGUUUGGUGUAAUGCUUGUGUCGGGAAUGUUGAGACAGCGAAUCACCUUUUCCUAUUAUGCCCGAAAGCUCAACAGGUAUGGAAUGCAAUAGAGUCGUGGAUGGGGAUCAGAACAGCGAGACCGAAGGAAUUGAUGCAACAUUUCAAUAUGUUCAUAAACAGUGGAAGAGGUAGAGAGAGUGAAAAGGCCCUCAAAGCGUUAUGGAUGUGCACGAUUUGGCUAUUGUGGAAACAAAGGAAUGAAAGCAGAUUUGAAGAACAAGUCUGGGAGGUGCAAAGGGCGGUAUCAGAGAUUAAAGGUACUUCUGGUACCUUUUGUUUUUAUGGUUAA
Molecule: messenger RNA, 654 nt
Organism: Salvia miltiorrhiza (redroot sage)
Lineage: Eukaryota; Viridiplantae; Streptophyta; Magnoliopsida; Lamiales; Lamiaceae
Exons: 2
Coding region: 1-654 (217 amino acids)
Source: RefSeq, a predicted model, not a curated record